Molecule: messenger RNA, 2371 nt
Organism: Xiphophorus maculatus (southern platyfish)
Lineage: Eukaryota; Metazoa; Chordata; Actinopteri; Cyprinodontiformes; Poeciliidae
Exons: 2
Coding region: 82-825 (247 amino acids)
Source: RefSeq, a predicted model, not a curated record
GGAAAAGAAAUCAACCACGCCUCUCAUAGAUUCAAAUCAACGAGGGACCUAAAGAAGCAGACUACUGCAAAGGAAUUGAACAUGUCAAGAAAAUUCAUCUUCUGUGUAGCUGCGUGCUUUAUUCUGACCUCGGUGUAUGCUGCACGGAGAAGUCUGAACUCCAUCACUGAUCUGAUUGACUGCCACCUUUCUGAGCACACAAACAUUUUAGAGCUGCUACACUGGUUUGCCCAUGAAGUCGACAUUGAUCACCACAUCCGCCUUACCUUUGACCCUGCCUCUGAUUAUGGCUCACAUCAUUAUGGAAAUUUUGAAGACAUGCUAGAUCAACUGCCUUGGGGGUAUCAAUACUAUACAAUUGGUAAUCUUUAUGAAGACGAUUCCGACUCGCUUCCAUCCUAUGUAAGAAAUCCCCACAGGAGGAAUAUUGAUGACAACAACAAAGCUCGGAUCAUAAUCAGAGUGGAAGAAGGACACUCGGGACCUCGCCCUGGACAGAUAAUAGACCAGGUGUACAUCACUCAGCACUUUGAUACAUCUGACGAAGGAACAAAUUAUGAUCCAGAUCAUACAUACAGAAUCACACCCAGCCUUUUACACGCAAUAAGACGGAGAAACAUUACUGAAAUUCAACAACUUGCCAGAAGGUCCUAUAGAGAGAAUGCUUCUGCCCGUCCACAAGGACAUCCCACUUCAUAUAGCCAACAAGCUCGAUAUAAGCCAAGUGCAAAAAACAAUGAUGACUUCCUGAUGAAAUUCUGCUUUGCCAUUUUUGUGAUCAUUAUUUUUGCUUUGUUCGCAUGUCUUCAGAACAACUUCAAAUAAGACAAUAUUUCCAGACACUCAGCAGAACUGUAAAUGGGAUGUUUUGCAAAGGGAAAAAAGGCAGAAAAUCCUAAAUCCAAAUAAAGAAAAGUGUGUGUAUAUGUGUCAUUUUUAGAAUUUGGCUGCAGAACUAUAUUUAUGAUAAAGGAAUCAGUGCAAAUUUUAUAUAAAUGUGCUGUAAAUGUAAUUACUAGCUUUUAAAGAAUUUGUGUGAAAUGUUGCAAUAUGUUGCGCAAUUUAAAAUUUCCGCUUUCAUAUUUUGCACAAUAGUUUCAGAGGCUCUUCUCUUAAGAAUUUGUAUGAGGAUUUGCAAACCUGUAUUAAAAUUAUUUUUUAAAUCUGAAGAAAUCACUACGACUUUCUGGAUUUUACUACAUUUUUCAAGGCAGUUAAGGUAAUGAGAUACAACCAGUAAGGCAAGACUAAUCAAGCCACUGAAUAUGUUUACCUUCUGCAGUAAAUUCCCAGAAGAGUAAUACUGGUUGGAACACCACCUGGAUCAUAACGAGAGACUAUUCAAAAUAUAACAACUUUGUUUGUUUCCAAAAAAAUAACAAAAUCAGAAUGGAGAAAAUAUUCCAGGAAAACAACUUGUACAACAAGAAGCUUGAUAUAAGUUGUAUAUUUUGUAUAAGAGGUAUUUUAUGACAAGCUUAGCGUAUCCAUGAUCAUGUUCUACAUAACAUGAAAAAAUAGAGUUGGUGGUGAUGUUAAGAAUGCAACAUACAAACUAAUUACAUCCAGUUUUACAAGAUUUAAGAAACUCUCCUGCACAACUUUGCAAAGUAAAUACUAUUACUUAAGUACUUGCCUAAGUUUUAUAUGAAAGUUUUUACAAUUUUCUAUUCCUGACAAAUUCAACAGUUGACUAAAGGUAUCCAAGAAAAGUAAAUGUUAAUCUUUAUAGGGCACCAGAGCUUACAUGAGGACAGAUUACAUUAAUAAUAUAGACAGCAAUAUGAUUAAACACUUACUCAAAUUCUGACACUUACUGUGCAAUUUGUUAUUUGGAAAGAUUUGGUUAAAUUUUUUUCCAAAGCAGAAUCACAUCUUAUGCAUUUAAACAUAUUUUUUACCUCGUUUUUUAUUCAAAAACACAAAUGAGGAUCAGCUGUUUGUGCUGCAAGCAAAUAUGAAAUGGUGUUUAUAUGGUGUUUGCAGCUGAGUAAGCUGUAAGGUGAGUAAGGUGUGCUCACUAACAAUGCAUGUGUGUAAAAUCAGCAUUUAUAAAUGAAGGCAGUGAUAUUACGACAUUGUUUAGAAGGGAUAAUAAUAAAGUUAUUUUUAGAAGUUAAAAAUUCCUCUGCAUGGCAAUCGUCUACCGCAACUCAAAACAGAACAGAGGGAGGAUCAGAGAUUUACAAUAAAAGCAAUUUGUACUAGUGGUGUAAUAACAUACGUAGGUAGUCCUCUGGCUAUUUUUUAAAAGAACUGUAUAAGAACUGCCUCAGGUAUCAACCACUGGUUCCCAAUUGGAUAUAAUUAUAUAAAAAUAUAUUCUGUCUAUUAUGGACAAUAAACAGCACCCUCUCCACCACAUAGUGGA